AUGGCUGCCGAAUCGCCUAGCGGCGAUCACUGGGCGGCCGAUGUGACAGAGGACGGAUUAGAUUCCAACGAGCCAAUGAGCCUUGCUCUUCCUAUCUCGGUCGAUCUUUGCCAGGAGGAAGCUGACCCAAAUGAGCAUGGGGAAGUUCCACGGGUGGGCGAGAAGUUAGAACCGACCAUGGCCCAAGCCGAGAGAAAAGACAGUGAAGUGCCGGCAGAUGAAAACCCACUCGCACUGCGGACUCGGGAUUCAAAUGUUUACUGGCGGGAAGCUUGCGGUCUUGUAUCGAAGGAGCGAUUGCGAUACUGCGAUGAAUUAUUUGUGUUCUAG
Aspergillus puulaauensis is the source of this 330-nucleotide messenger RNA. RefSeq lists its product as uncharacterized. Bases 1 to 330 code for a protein of 109 amino acids. The transcript has a single exon. Lineage: Eukaryota; Fungi; Ascomycota; Eurotiomycetes; Eurotiales; Aspergillaceae. The record is from RefSeq and is a predicted model, not a curated record.